GCCAGUUGGAGCCAGUUUCCCAGUCCUCACUGAACUACUGAAGGUAGGACGUUCACUUCACUUGAUAUUAACAUCGGGACCCUUUCUAACCGAACAGCCACUGUGUCGUUGUCGAAUUCGUUCUCGAAAAUCGUUCGGAAGUGAUCCAAAGAACGCGAGGCCCCCUUUACGGGACACCGGCUCCGUCAGAAGAGAUUAGUGACGUCAUCGCGACAGUCAGUCGUGUCGCCACGUGACCAGCAAACCGGCGCGGGAGACUCAACCUUCCGUCCCAACAGGGAUGGCAGCCGCUCACGUUAUCGUCAGCAGUUCGAGCGAAACGACGGAGCGUGUCGACAUCUUCAACAAGAAAAGUGCCGCCUCGAUGACUGAAAAUGCCGGCCUCGACAACAAGGACGUCGAGAGCUCUCUGGACGACACUGAGCUGCAGACGUUAGAAGAGCAGCUGCAGGCCGAAGAAGCGAAGCUGAGUGCACUGCGUCACAACGUGUCGAAGCUCCGCGAGAAGCGAAAACGGUUGUAUCGAGUACAGCCGCCCCCACUGGUACAUGCCGGGGGCGUCGCGCAUACAACGUACUCAUUGGCUGCCGGGAAUAGCGACGUUCUACCUCCUCUGCCGCCGUUGAAGGCAAGCAGUAUGAACCACGUGGCACAGCAGCCACGACUGGUGCAGAAUCACGGAUUGUCGUCGCAUCAUGUUGGUAUGUCGACUGGCAAUGUGAAUCAGAUCGAUGAGGGACGGUCGUUGGUGCGGGGCGACUACGUUCAGAUGUCGCAUCCCGUUCUGUAUCAGGAUAGCAAGCAGUUGCAGGGGUCGGUUGGUGAGGAGCACGUGAGGUUGGCUAAACGGCGUUUGAAAGCGACGCAGGAGUCUGCCCGGCAGAUGUUCAUUCAUCAAAUUGAGAGGUCUCUGUCGGGCAUCCCUGUGCCACGACCACCACCUGAUCAGUGGCCUCUGUGUCCUUGGGCGGUUGGAUCGCACUUCAAUGCGCUUGUCGGGCUCGAAUCGAUUGUGACAUUUAUUCAGACCGGUAAAUUGCCGGAUCAGGAGUUUGCUAAUCCGUCUCGUACACACAUGAAGUGUUCAAGCUGUCAUACCGACUUUUCGCCCGUUUGGCGGUUAGUUAGAGAUUCCCAGAGGCCGUGUAUAGUUUGCGAACGAUGUGAGAAUGUUCGUAUAAAGCAAGCUCUUGGAUCGCAUUACUCUCGUCGUCUUCAUAAUGCAUUCGCUCAAGCAGAGCAGCAAGAGAAAGACUUCGAAGCCCAAAUGGAGCAACAGGUAAUGGAAGAGGCGCAGCGUGUCAGACACGAGCAAUACGUCUACAAUCAUAACGAGCAGAUGGCUAGACAACACCAACGGCAUUCAAACUCUACAUUGCAGCAUCAAGUACAAGAUCCCGAUGCCGAUAUGCUUCGACUAAUGGUCCAACAGCAGAAAGACAUCGAAAAGAGAUUGACAUUGACAGGUACCACGUCUCACAUUACCGUAUAGUUUUCACUGGAAUUCUCGAGAAGUUGGGGUUGGGUUUAUUGCGAACUCUAAGUCUAUGACAGGUGGUAAAGAGCACAGAAUUUAAUUUGUGUGAAACUUGUGGCUUUAUCACAGCAGACUUCAUUACUCUUGCACAUAGUCAGCAGCGUUUUUAGGAGAUUUGUGCAAACAGAAAUGGUGAAAUAAUUUAUUAUUACUAUUGCUAUUUUAAUGUAGUCCUAUUGUGUUGAAUUCAUAUCA
Messenger RNA from Corticium candelabrum, 1732 nucleotides. RefSeq names its product transcriptional repressor p66-alpha-like. Gene Ontology annotation, molecular function: sequence-specific DNA binding. Gene Ontology annotation, biological process: negative regulation of transcription by RNA polymerase II. Gene Ontology annotation, cellular component: NuRD complex. The transcript is spliced from 2 exons. The record is from RefSeq and is a predicted model, not a curated record. Lineage: Eukaryota; Metazoa; Porifera; Homoscleromorpha; Homosclerophorida; Plakinidae. Bases 281 to 1492 code for a protein of 403 amino acids.